AAUCUAUUGGACAACAAGUGGGCACUGGUUCAUUCAAAUCCGAUAUUAAGUUCACUUUGUAAUUCUCGCCCUGUCAGGUACUUGAUAUUUGUGAUAUCCCGUCCGGAUGGUCAAAUACUUCAUAGCUUAUUCCACAGUAACUCGAAUAAUCAAUCGCCGAUGCUUGUGGAAAAGCCCUUCAAUUUCAGUAUUUCACCAUCGCUGCAGGAAAGCGUGCCCGGUUUCCAUCUUGGAAACCUGUAUCCUGUUUCUACUUGAGCUCUUUCCUGAACCAAGACCAUCAAAUUUCUGCCAUUCAGCGAUAUCACUCAAUGCCAACAAUACUACCACAUAUCACACAUUUUCAGUGAUAACAAUUGCCGACACUUUGGCUCAGCCAUAACAAAGCCUCAAGAGAGUCUCGCGAGGACUCGCUCACAUCUUCACGACCUGACAUGAUUACCGAAAUCAUCGAUCAGUCAAAGACUGAAGAUGCGGCUUCCAAGCUUGAGGACGCGCUUGAUUCUGACCAUGACAGUGAAGCUUUUCCUCGAGAUGAUGGAGAGAACAAGACUCACAAGGUCGCAGCCAGGCGAGUUGCAGACAAUGAUGAGCUCGCACAUUGGAUUCGCCAGGAACAGAAGCGAAUGAACGAAAGAAGUCUUAGACUCACACCUGGGGGGCGGAAGGCUUUUACAUGGGAUGACGCCGAUGUGGAACGAAUCCUCUCCAGCCGCCAUCCUGCUGAUAAAAUGAUCAUAUCCAGCCCUCGAGAAUAUCAAGUUGAGCUUUUCGAAAGGGCCAAGGAGAAGAAUCUGAUCGUUGUAUUGCCUACAGGGACUGGCAAGACCCUUAUUGCAGCUCUUUUGUUACGUUGGGUAAUUGAUCAGGAACUGAUUGACCGAGCCAAUAAGGAGAAGAACCUCGAGCGUCGUAUCGCCUUCUUUUUGGUCGACAAGAUCUCUUUGGUACAUCAGCAAUGGAAAGUAUUGAAGGCCAAUCUUGCCCAUGAUGUUGCCAAAUUCCAUGGAGACAUGGUUGGGCCAGCAGCCAACCAAUCAUUCUGGAAGCAGCAGUUUGACGAGAAUAACGUUGUCGUCUGUACGGCCGAUAUCCUACGACAGUGCCUCUCUCAUGGAUACUUCCGUAUGGAACAAAUCAACCUCAUAAUCUUCGACGAGGCACAUCAUGCAAAGAAGAAUCAUCCUUAUGCAAGGAUCAUCAAAGACUUCUACGUCGACCUAAAAAGUUCCGACCUGAGGCGACCGCGUAUUCUUGGAAUGACGGCCUCACCUGUCGAUGCUAAGACUGAUCUCGCCAUAGGUGCGGCUCAGCUAGAAGGACUCCUGCAUGCCGAAAUUGCCACAGUCGAUGAUCCUGCGCUCAUGAGGACCGUUUCAAGCAAAGAUGGAGCCGCACUGGAUCAACUUAUUGAGUACUGGCUUCCUGGUGAAAAUAUUGAGACACCUUUGUGGCAGAAAUUAAACAAUCUUUUGGGUCGUAAUAUCAUCUUCCGAAAGCUAUUGGUAUAUACCAGGGCAUGCACAAGAGACCUUGGCCGCUGGUGUGCUGAUAGGGUUUGGCAAAUCUCUCUGACGCCGAACGAGCUGGCGAAGGCGAGAGCCAAGACGGAAAUGACUCUGAUGAAAACUCGAUCCGAAAUUCUCAUUUCGACAAUUGAUACCCAAACCUCACUUAUUGAAGAUGCGAACGAGGUACUGCAAGAGCAUCAGUUCACUGAGGUUGAGGAGUCUGGUAGUCAUUUGUCUCCAAAGGUUCAGGCACUACUGAAAACACUUAAAGAGCACUUCAUCCCGGCUUUCGACAAGUGCAUUAUCUUCGUUGAGCAGCGACUUACAGCAGUCAUACUGGCUGAUCUGUUCUGCCAAUCAGCCCUAAAGUCCUACGGCUUCUCAGCAGGAACUCUGGUAGGCUCUGGAAUAGGAGAACUCGGCGCAGCGCAGGCCAUGUCCAAUCACGAGCAGCAGUGUGCCAUCCAACAGUUUCAUACCGGCGACCUGAAUAUACUCAUCACUACAACCAUUGGCGAAGAAGGCCUCGAUAUUCCAGAUUGCAACAUGGUGAUAAGAUUCGAUCUCUACCACACCAUGAUCCAGUAUAUACAGUCAAAAGGACGCGCACGUAUGAAAAAUUCUAAGUACUUCCACAUGAUUGAAAUGGGUAACGCGGAACAUGUCCAGAGAGUAUUUGAGAGUCAAGAGAAGGAGGAGGUCCUACGCAACUUCUGCCUGGCACUGCCCGAAGACCGCCUGCUCAAAGGCAACGAUUUUAACAUGCAUUUCUUCCUGCGCAAGGAGAAGACAAAGCGAGUGUAUAAGGUUCCGAGUACUGGAGCCAAGUUAACAUACGAAUCGAGUCUUGUGGUGCUUGCGACAUAUGUUGAAUCUCUGGCAGAGUACGCGGAUGUUAGCCUGAAAGCUGACUAUAUCGUGAAGAGCGUCAGCAAAGAGUUUCAGUGCGAAGUUAUUAUGCCGGACAACUCGCCAGUCAAGACUGCCAUCGGUCGUCGUGCCAGCUCAAAGCAGGUUGCCAAGUGCUCUGCUGCUUAUGAAAUGUGUCUCAAACUAAGAAAAGCUGAUGAACUUGACGAAUAUCUACAGUCAGCUCGCAAGAAACAUCUUCCAGCGAUGCGCAAUGCGCAGUUGGCGUUAAGCUCGAAGAAGCGAGCCGAGUACAGCAUGAGAGUGAAGCCGAGUAUCUGGAACGCUCGCGGACAUUACAGCAGACUUUAUGUCACCAUCCUGAAGCUCGAGGACCCUGAGACAUUGGAUAGACCCUCACGCCCACUUGCUAUGCUCACUCGAAGUCCUUUGCCCCAUGUGGCAAAGUUCCCGAUUUUCUUCAGGAAUCAUAUGUCUUCUAUAGUCGAUUGCUUCCCUGUACCUGUGGAGGUUCCGGUAUCACCAGCACAAGUGGAGGGUCUGACAACCUUCACUCUGCGGGUCUUCAAGGACGUAUUCAGCAAAGAAUACAAGUCCGAGCCAGAGAGAUUGCCUUACUACCUAGCUCCAUUGAACAAAGACCAUGCUUUCCCCUUCACUUACUAUGAGGGUAUUUCUGCCAUGAUCGACUGGGAGUGUCUCACUAUGCUUCAAUCUGUUGGCGACUUGGACUGGGAGGGUCAGCCCCCGUCGUUCUUCGAGAACAAAUACAUAACUGAUCCGCACGAUGGUUCACGUAAAUUCUAUACCAUCCGGCCACGGGAAGACCUGAAGUCUACCGAUCCUCAGCUUCCCAAUGUUAAAGGUAUAGGAAAUUCGCGACCGCGUCGCGAGAGCCCCAAAGACAUCUGGAAUUACAGUGUCAGCCUAUGGUCAAAGUCGAGGUCGCGAAUUGAGGUACGCGACGACCUUCUAGUUGUCGAGGCCGAAUAUAUUCCACUUCGUCGCAAUCUUUUGGAUGGGUUUGAAAAGUCCGACAAUGAGAGCAAUCACUGCUACAUAUGUUUCGCAACCCUCAAAAUAUCUGCUUUACCAGUUGACGUGGUGGCCAUGGCUUACAAUCUACCCGCCAUCAUCUAUCGUUUGGAAUCUAACCUAAUCGUUCUGGAAGCCGUCCACGGACUGGGCCUUGACAUACGGCCUGACUUAGCUCUUGAGGCCAUGACCAAGGACAGCGAUAAUACGGACGAGCACACAGCUGAACAAGUCAACUUCCAAAACGGCAUGGGCAACAACUAUGAGCGUCUCGAGUUCUUAGGUGAUGCCUUCCUGAAAAUGAGUACCUCGAUUGCACUCUAUACUAGAGCUCCAGAGGGCAACGAGUUCCAUCAUCAUGUUGAUCGCAUGGUACUUAUUUGUAAUAAGAACCUGUUCAACAAUGCUUUAGAGCUCAAGCUUGAAGAAUCGAUACGAUCAAAGUCGUUUAAUCGCCGGGUCUGGUAUCCAGACGGCUUAGAGCAACUGAAGGGCAAGAAAGGAGCUGGCAGAAGUAUCCAUGUGCUCGGCGAUAAGUCUAUUGCAGAUGUCUGUGAGGCACUUAUCGGUGCAGCUUACCUUACCGGCUUGGAGAAGAAUAACAGCUUAGACAUGGCUGUGAAAGCCGUGACGAUUUUCGCCAACUGCAGGCUGGAGAACAAAUAUCAUACAAUGAAGACUUACGAUGCUUUCUAUUCGGCCUUUAAGAUUCCCGAAUGGCAGUCUGCUGAGCCUACUGCAGUCCACAUCGAUCUUGCUAAGAAGAUUGAAUCAAAGCUGGGAUACAAGUUCAAGUACCCACGCUUGCUUCGUUGCGCUUUCAUUCACUCGUCAUAUACGUUCAUGUACGAACAUAUCCCAAGUUACCAGCGCCUCGAAUUCCUUGGCGAUGCUCUGCUGGAUAUGGUCUGCGUCGACUAUCUCUUCCAUCGCUUCCCCGGCGCAGAUCCGCAGUGGCUCACUGAGCACAAGAUGGCUAUGGUAUCAAACCAAUUCCUAGGAUGUCUAUGUGUGUGCCUGGACCUGCACCGACACAUGAUGUCCAUGACGGCCAACAUGCCUCAACAAGUCGCCACCUACGUAGAUGCAAUUACGAGGGCCCGCGAGGAAGCAGAGCAAGAGGCCGAGCUCGCAAAUCUCUCGCGGUCAUGCUACUCGCGCAGCUUCUGGACCACCGUCAUAGAGCCACCAAAGUGCCUCCCGGAUGUUGUCGAGGCCUGCAUCGGUGCCAUCUUUGUCGACUCAAAGUACGACUACGGCCGAGUGCAGAAGUUCUUUGACGCUUACAUCAAGCCGUACUUCGAGGACAUGCAUCUCUACGACACAUUCGCCAACAAGCAUCCCGUGACGUUCCUGAGCAAUAUGUUGCAUCUCACCUACAGCUGUGCCAACUGGCGCGUCAUGGCCAGUGAGAUGCCGGCCGAAGGCUCCAUAACCGAGACCCAGGUCGUCGGUGUCGUCAUGAUACAUGGUGCUGUGCGUGCCCACGCCAUGUCGGCCAGUGGACGCUAUGCGAAGAUUGCGGCAGCAAAUCGGUGUAUGAACCUUCUCAAGGAUAUGCAUGUCGACGAGUACAAGAGGACAUUCGGCUGUGACUGCAAGCCAGAGGAUAUCGAGGAGAGCGAGACUAGCAAGCAUGCUACUGCUAUCUAGUUCGAACCGAUUGCAACAUUUUCUUUUUGUGCGGUAGUUACUCUAGCAGGUGGGUGGACACAAGAAUUGGCGCACUAGCAGAUGAGAUAUAGUAGCUGCUAGACUAGGCCAAUCCCAAUAUACCGCCUGUCCAGGUUUUUCUCAAAACUGCGGGACGAUGAAGGUGCUUAACAGGCAGAAGCGCGGAUGGGGCAUGUGUACUUAUUCAUAAGAUCGAGUAGAGGAGCCUUGGGAAUCAAGCUAUAUCGAUAGACCCAGUCAAGUAUGACCUUGCGGUUACAGGCGUGCGAUAUUUUCGUGGUUGUGUCAUUCGUUAUCCAGAAUCUAGCGAAGUUUCAACUGCCACCAGCGCAUGUGAACAUGUACAUGCGCCACUUGACUGCGUACUGUGGAUCGUUCAU
Truncatella angustata is the source of this 5470-nucleotide messenger RNA. RefSeq lists its product as uncharacterized. NCBI's taxonomy places the organism in Eukaryota, Fungi, Ascomycota, Sordariomycetes, Amphisphaeriales, Sporocadaceae. Gene Ontology annotation, molecular function: RNA binding; ATP binding; ribonuclease III activity. Gene Ontology annotation, biological process: siRNA processing. Gene Ontology annotation, cellular component: nucleus; cytoplasm; RISC complex. The record is from RefSeq and is a predicted model, not a curated record. The transcript has 3 exons. The coding region runs from base 435 to 5069 and encodes 1544 amino acids.